Musa acuminata AAA Group (dessert banana) is the source of this 2393-nucleotide messenger RNA. Its product is annotated as pentatricopeptide repeat-containing protein At5g66631-like. Lineage: Eukaryota; Viridiplantae; Streptophyta; Magnoliopsida; Zingiberales; Musaceae. The record is from RefSeq and is a predicted model, not a curated record. Bases 55 to 2058 code for a protein of 667 amino acids. Gene Ontology annotation, molecular function: protein binding. The transcript has a single exon.
GACAGUGGAUCUCAACUAUGCAUGAAUCCAUUAAUAGAUCCUUAGCCGCCGGCAAUGAAAGAGCGGAGAGUGGGAGCGAUGCGUUGCUUCCGCCGCCCCUUGUCUUCGUGUCAACCCCAUCAGACCAUAACCCUAACCUCCUCCUUUUCGGCUGCGAUCCGUCGCCGCCCCUUUUCGUCCUCGGAUGAACCAUCAGCAGGCGGCCGAGUGGCCCUCUACUUCCGCCGCGCCCGCCUCAUCGACGCCCUGCGACUCCGUCUACGCUCGGCCGACCCUUCUCCGCCUCCCCUCCCCCCUGACUCCUUCGUUGCUGUCCAGGCCCUCCGCUCCGCCCCCUCGCCGGACUCCGCUCUCUCCCUCUUCCGCUCCCUCCGCUCCCCCUCCACCCCGCUCCUCCACGCCCUCGCCAAGCGCCUUGCUCUCGCUCGCCGCCUCCCCGACCUCCGCUCCCUCCUCGACGCCGCCGACGCCGGCUCGUACCCCUCCUCCAUCCCCCCGUCCCCCUUCGACCGUCUCCGCUGGUUCGCAGCCGCCGGCGACCUCCCCUCCGCCCUUCAAAUCUGGUCCUCCAUCCGCUCCUCGUCCGACCCCAACCGCCAUUCCCGCCGCCGAAGCCACCCGUCGACCGAGUCAUACAACCUCGUCAUGAGCCUCCACGCCGAUGCCGGCGCCCACUCCGCUGCCGUCGCGACCUUCUCCCAGAUGAUCCAGGAAGGAGCCAAUCCCAACUCCCGCACCUACACCGUCAUCAUCCGCCACCUCGUUCGCUCCGGGCAUCUCGACGCGGCCACCGAGAUCUUCCAUCUCCUGCCGUCUAUGAGGACCCCCCACACGUCGAAGCAGUACGAGGUGCUCGCCGAGGCGUACUCGUCGGCCGGACUGUUCGAUGAGCUCGGGCGGCUAGUAAAGGAGAUGAAUUCCGACGGAAUUCUCCCAGGCCCUGCAAUGCGGGCUGCCAUGGCAAAGAUGCGGGCGGCGGGGCAUAUCGUGGGUACCGAAGAGUUCGUCCAAGAACUGUUCCCUAAUGAUCGAAUCGCAGACAUCGUUUCCGAUUCUGGUGAUGAAGAAGGUUGCGAGGAGGAAGACAGUUGCGACAAAGACGAUGACAUCGAAGGCGACCGAAUCCGGUUGAAGCCCUGGCUGGAACCGACCGCUCUCGCGAGAGCACUGGAGGAUUGGGACCCCAACGAGGUAGCCGAACUGGAGGCGGCGAGGCUGGUUUGGACCCCGCGGCUGGUAUGCAAACUCUUGAGGGCCUUCAAGAAAGCCGAGACGGCGUGGGCCUUCUUCUGCUGGGUGGCGCAUCAGCCGGGCGACUUCGUGCACGACCGCCGGACCGUGUCAAGAAUGAUCUCGAUCCUCGCUCGGCAGGGUCACGCCGAAUUGGUCGGCCGCCUCUUGUCCAAGGUCAGGUCGGAGGGCAUCUCGCUCCCUUUCGCCACUGUCCGACUAGUGAUCGACUUCCACGGCCUGUCGAAGAAAGCCACCGCGGCCUUCGAGGUCUACCGCGAGGCGGACUCGAUCUGCGGCGCGUUGUCGGGGUCGCAGCGCUUGCUGCUCUGCUCGUCGUUGCUCCGCGCCAUGGUCAAGUGUAAGAGAGGCAGCGACGCCUUGGAUCUCCUGGAAGAGACGAUGUUGGAGGGCGUUCUCCCCGACAUACAGACCUUCUCUGGUUUGAUGCAGCACUUCGCCGGAGCAGGGGAUCUGAGGAGCGUGCACAAGCUGUUCGGGAUGGUGAGGCAGUGCGGGCUGGCGCCCGAUGCCUACAUGUACAAGAUCCUGAUCCAGGCCCACUGCAAGCAGGAGAGGGCGGCUCUCGCGCUGAGGCUGUUCGACGAAAUGACGAGCUCAGGUCUCGCGCCGGACCGAGCCACCAAAACUUUGCUCGUGAAGAGCCUGUGGAAUGAAGGGAAGCGCCGGGAGGCAACGCUGGUGGAGGAGCGGUGUGGUGAUGAGGCCGACACAAGGCUUCCGGUGGCUUCGCCGGGCCAUGAGUGGACCGUGAGCGCCGCGGAUUUUCGACGGGUUUAUGAUAUCUAUUCUGCCUGUUUUGCUUAAAACGAAGGAACUCAUGGUGUUUGUAGAAAUGCCUCGAAGAUGGAAUCUGACCGAAAAGAAGCAUUUCUUGUAGUAAUCGAUGGCGACAAACGAUCAGAGCGAAGUGCACUUUGAAGAAAACCAACGGCGACUGGGCAAUUAAGUGAACACAUUGUCCGCAAACUAUUGUUUCCGACAGAGAUCAGCACAUCCACACAGAAUAGUUGGAAGUUUGCAAGAACACCAAUUCCUUUUCAGUACACAGCAUAGCAGUAAAACUAGGAGCGAACGAAGCUUCAGUUUUGGGUUCUACCAUCUUCUGAUGUAUAUGUAUAAGGAGCUGCAAACAUUGUAUA